Messenger RNA from Sodiomyces alkalinus F11, 1689 nucleotides. RefSeq names its product chalcone isomerase. Bases 315 to 1544 code for a protein of 409 amino acids. The transcript has a single exon. Gene Ontology annotation, molecular function: intramolecular lyase activity. The record is from RefSeq and is a predicted model, not a curated record. NCBI's taxonomy places the organism in Eukaryota, Fungi, Ascomycota, Sordariomycetes, Glomerellales, Plectosphaerellaceae.
CCCGCGUGUUGUGCUUCUUUCGAGUACUUUGGAAAUAGGAAUCAACAAUUGGUUUUGUGCCCAUCUGAGGGACCACUUGGCUCGGCGACUGGGUAUCAUCCACUUGGAGGCGAAACAUCCAGGUUGUCCACUCAGCUUCAGCGGCCCGACACUGUUCGCCAGACCCUUGGUGCGCCGAUGCACUUCGGGUCCCACUGUCUAGUCCAAGCCUAGUUCGUUUGGCCGGCAUAUUAUUCCUACGAAAGGACCUCCCCCGUCCUCGCACCUACCGCUGUGCAAAGUUGAGAAGAUUUCUUUCUCAUAAUUCCACCAAAAUGUUGCGAACAGCACCCAUUCGCUCCCUCCACCGAGGGUCCCAGGCAUCUCGCGGCGUGAAGGUACCCCACCGAACCUUCCUAAGCCCUCGCCAGUCGUCGUCCCGCCCUCUGGAACGAUACAACAUCAACCGGCUCUCCCGUGCCCGAAGCGAGUAUGACCGCGACCGGACGUACUUCCUCGCGGCAGGCGCCAUAGCCGGUUUCAUCGGCAUUAUCUACACCGGAUCCAAGCUCUGGACCGCCAUCUCGCUCCAGAAGAAACAGAAGCAAAAACGGAGUCAAAGCGAAGCCGGCGAGGAGCCGCCGCGGGGUGUCGCGCAGCUCGACUCCGCCGGCGGCACCGGCCCUUUCGUCACCGAAGCGGGCACCAAGCGCAAGAUGGUCAUCCACGGCGAGGACGGCCAGGAGCUCGUCCCCACCGGCAACUCGACCGUGCCCGAAUUCCCUCGCCUUCUCGAACUCCAGGCUCCUCCGUCUUCUGAGCCCGCCGAAGCGGUGUCGGCCUCAGCCAAGACAGGCGGCAGCCUCUCCCCCGUGGCAUCGACCCUCCACGACGCCUCCGGCGUCGAGUACACCCUCGUCGGGCUAGGGCUGCGCUCCGUCUCGUUCCUGCACAUCAACGUCUACGUGGUGGGCUUCUACGUCGCGACCGCCGACAUCGCCGCCCUCCAGCGCCACCUCGUGUCCAAGGUGAACCCCAUAGCCACGACCCUCGUUCCCUCCGAGCGCGAUGCCCUGCGCGCAUCCCUCCUCGACCCGGCCGAAGGCGAGGCGACGUGGACCGAGCUCCUGCACGACCUCCGUUGCCGGAGCGCCAUCCGUAUCGUCCCCGUCCGCGACACCGAUUUCCACCAUCUCCGUGACGGCUUCGUCCGGGCCAUCCAGGCGAGGUCCACCGCCGGCAAGAACGCCUUUGGGGACGACUCCUUUGGCGAGGCCAUGCGCGCGUUCCGCGCCAUGUUCAACCGUGGAAAGGUCCCCAAGAAGAAGGAGAUGAUUCUUUGCAGGGACGCCAAGGGCGGAUUGGAGGUGCUGUAUGAGGACGGCUCCGGCAAGGGAAGACAGCUCCUCGGCCGGGUAGACGAUGAGCGGGUGUCGAGACUAUUAUGGCUCAACUACUUGGCGGGAAAAAAGGUCGCUUCAGAAGAGGCGAGGAAAAACAUUAUUGACGGGGUGAUGGAGUUUGUGGAGCGGCCGAUUGGAACCGUCGCGACACAGGUGGUGUAAGAUAGAGACGUGGGAGGAAAGAUGCCAGGCAUACGAUGUGAUAAUGUUCGUGAUCUUUACAUUAUGUACAAUACCUUAUACACAUACGAUCACACCUCGCUAUCUCGAGAACAGGACGGACACCACCUGAACAUGGCACAAUAGC